Messenger RNA from Corylus avellana, 1797 nucleotides. Its product is annotated as DNAse I-like superfamily protein. NCBI's taxonomy places the organism in Eukaryota, Viridiplantae, Streptophyta, Magnoliopsida, Fagales, Betulaceae. Gene Ontology annotation, biological process: GPI anchor biosynthetic process. Gene Ontology annotation, cellular component: endoplasmic reticulum. Gene Ontology annotation, molecular function: catalytic activity. The record is from RefSeq and is a predicted model, not a curated record.
AUGAACAAAAACAGAGGAGAGGCAGAGUAGUUGAAGACAACUCUACAAGACUGCAACUUUCGUCUCCGCCCAUUUCUCAUGCUCUAACAAGCCCUACAAUCCAUUCUCUUCCAACCUCAUUACUCCAAAAUAUGCUCAAACUUCUCAACAAGAACCUCCGUCGCCUCUGCUACCGCCUCCGCUGGCCCAUUCGCCACCACUCUAAGCCCAAAAUUCUCGUCAAACGGUUCGGGAAAACUAACUCCAAAGCUCAGUUUGAUGCGAAAAACGAACCGAGCCUUAAUGGGUCGGCUGUGGUUCACCCGAAUGGGGAUUUGGGUGAUCUAAAGACAGAGAAACCGAUAAGGAUAGCGACUUUCAAUGCUGCCCUGUUCUCCAUGGCAUCCGCAGUUCCGGAGGCCGAGAAGACGGCGAGUUUUGGCAACGAAAAUGGAGAUAUAUUGAAGGCGGUGCGGUCUAUGGACAUAAAAUUACGAACAAAGUCUGCAAAUGAUCGUCCGAAAAGUAUUUUAAAGCAAUCUCCCUUGCAUCCCAGUACCAUUUCCAUGAAUGGUAAGGACAAUCUUUCUAAGCAACAAAAGUUCGAGAAAUCGAAGUUACGGGUGUCGAUAAAUUUGCCUGAUAACGAGAUUUCUUUAUUGAGGAGUAGACAAUUGAGCUUUGAUGAAAGGGAGGGUUCUUCUUCUGCUGCUGCUGCCGCCGCUUCAGCUAGUACAACAACUAGAAUUUUGAGAGGAAAAGCUCCAUUGAGAUCCACUGCGAGCUUCUUUGCAAGUACGGUAAAUGGUGGGGAUGGUGAGGGGUAUAGGAGUCGUAGGACUGUCCUUGAAGUGCUGAGAGAGUUGGAUGCUGAUAUAUUGGCUCUGCAAGAUGUGAAGGCGGAGGAAGAGAAGGCCAUGAAGCCUCUCUCUGAUUUGGCUGGUGCUUUGGGGAUGAAUUAUGUGUUUGCUGAGAGCUGGGCGCCGGAGUACGGCAACGCCAUCUUGUCGCGGUGGCCGAUUAAGCGGUGGAAAGUUCAGAAGAUCUAUGAUGAUUCUGAUUUCAGGAAUGUUCUAAAGGCCACCAUUGAUGUACCCCACAUGGGGGAAGUGAACUUCAACUGCACCCACCUUGAUCAUCUUGAUGAGAACUGGAGGAUGAAGCAGAUAAAUGCAAUGAUUCAGUCUAGUGAUGAACCUCACAUUUUAGCUGGAGGUCUCAAUUCUCUUGAUGAAACAGAUUACUCACAAGAAAGAUGGACUGACAUUGUAAAUUACUAUGAAGAGAUGGGAAAGCCAACACCAAAGGUGGAAGUGAUGAGAUUUUUGAAGAGCAAACAGUAUACAGAUGGCAAGGACUUUGCAGGAGAAUGCGAAUCAGUAGUCAUGAUUGCCAAAGGCCAAAGUGUGCAGGGAACAUGCAAGUACGGAACUCGGGUGGACUAUGUAUUGGUAUCCCCAAAUUCACCUUACAAGUUUGUUCCUGGAUCAUAUUCAGUCUUUUCAUCCAAAGGGACUUCUGAUCAUCACAUAGUGAAAGUUGAUGUCGUGAAAGUAAUCACCACAGCUGAAGAACAUGUCACUAGAAAGAGGCGACAACCAAAGCAGCAAGUUGUAAAGAUAACAACAAAAACUUCUCCAUCGAAAGGUAUAUGGAAGAAGAACACAUUGACAGAGAGAAACAGUUAAAUUCUUUUUGUUUUUUUCUCAGUUUUUGAGGAACACUUUCUUCUGCUAUGAAUUGUAAAUCAUUUAACACUGUUUUUACUCGUUUUGGUAGAUACAAUACAAGGAUAGAGAUGACAUUUUAUAAUAUUUA